Messenger RNA from Phyllopteryx taeniolatus (common seadragon), 2854 nucleotides. Its product is annotated as piggyBac transposable element-derived protein 4-like. The coding region runs from base 128 to 2713 and encodes 861 amino acids. The transcript has 9 exons. NCBI's taxonomy places the organism in Eukaryota, Metazoa, Chordata, Actinopteri, Syngnathiformes, Syngnathidae. The record is from RefSeq and is a predicted model, not a curated record.
UGUAACGUCAUUUUGGGUGCGCCACCAAGCGGGCAUUCACACUACGGCUCACUUGACUUCAUUUAUCCCACUGGAGACUGCCCUGAGCGCAGUGCUUUUAUACCGCACGCACACGCCAAGCAACACUAUGAGUUUCGACGUGAAGAAACUGAAAGUAAACGAGCUGAAGGACGAGCUCCAGCACCGCGGCCUGGAAGCCAAAGGCCUGAAGGUGGACCUGGUGGAGCGACUCAAGGCGGCGUUGCAGGAGGAAGGCCUGGCCGAGUCACCCGGCAGCGGAGGAGACGAUGACGACGACUUUCCAGAUUAUAGGGAUGAAACGCAAGAGCAACAAGCAGAGUCCUUUGCUCAAGGCGACGGUGACACGCUGCUUGAGGAAGAUGAAGACAGAGAUUUGGGCGGGUAUGACGAGGAAGAGGAGGCUGAGCCUGACGCCGAAUGCGAGCUGUACGAGUGUCGGCCGGUGACUGAUUCCGAUCACAGCGUGCCAUACUUUAGCCCCGACACCAGCCUUGCCCAAACUGCCGCCAUCACAGAGGCAGUCGUCAAAUUUGAACUGGAGAAGGAGGAAAAUUAUGCUGUCAUACAAGGCGAAGCAACAGACUCUCUUAGCAUCUCAAGCCGACAGAGGAGCAGCAGCGGUAGCUUGGCCGCAUCCGGAAGCAAGAUUUGUCGUGGUGGGCUAAAAGCUAAGCAAUUGGCUGGCGACCAGUUCAGGGUGUACCACGCCUCUUGCCUAGAGUUAGCUGAGAAAGGCGCCAGAACACCCGGGCCCCUAGUGAGGAUAAAAGAAAUAAAAGAGGAGAUUAAAAUUGAGGACACCCCUGAGGCGGCCGGAAACGCUGGGCGAGAGGCCCGUGGAGCAGAGUCGAAACGCGGACAAAAUGGCGGCAGUCUUGGAGAACAGGUGAAGGUGAAGUCCAACAGAAGCGGACACCAUUGCAGAAAACGACCAUGCGAGGAGAGCAGGGGCUACAACUACUAUGAGCAUCGUGAGGAGAAGAGAUCGUUCACCCUGCAGGGAUCCCACUCGAGUUGCCAGUCUGAAGACGAAAGUCCUGCAUCAAGCAGAGAUCCCACUCCCAUUCAUGUUAGCAGUGAUGAGGAAGGUCAGGCAUGGAGCAGAGAUGAUAGGGAAUAUUGUGACUGGUAUGAAACCGACUGGCAUCCAAAUAAAUUCUGCUUCACUGCAACCCCUGGACCCCGGAGUGCUGCCACAGAGCUGGAUUCCAAGCUGCCAGCUGACUUCCUGGAGCUCUUCUUAACUGAUGAGCUGCUCCAACGUAUUGCGGAUCAGACCAACCUGUAUGCGACUCAGUAUUUCCAAGCACAGUCUGAGAGUCUGCCACAUAGCAGAGUUCAUGCAUGGAAACCGGUGUCAGUCCCAGAGCUGAAAACCUUCUUUGGACUCAGUUUUCUCACCAGUUAUGUUAAAAAGCCAAGCAUUGGACUGUACUGGAGUGUGGAUGAAGUAGACGCAACACCCCAUUUCAGCCAGACCAUGUCAAGGAACAGAUUUCAGAUUAUCUGGCAGUUUCUUCAUUACAACAAUAACGCAUCACAGGAUGACGCUGACAAAUUGUACAAAAUCCGCCCAGUGUUUGAAUACAUUGUGGAAAAGUUCAAGGAGAUGUAUCAACCGGGGCAAAACAUUUGCAUUGAUGAGGGUAUGAUGCUGUGGCGAGGGCGUGUAUCGUUCAGAGUGUACAACCCAAAAAAGCCUGUGAAAUAUGGAAUCAAAUCCUACAUACUUUGUGACUCUGCUACAGGGUACUGCUUCAAUAUGCAGCCUGAUGUCGGCGAAGUUCGUACUACGUCGGAGAUAGUGUUCUCUCUACUUGAUCGUCUGGCCGGUCAUGGUUAUACACUGUAUAUGGACGAUUCCUACAAUUCUGUACCACUGUGUGAGCUUUUGCUGGGAGCAGAAACCAACGUCUGUGGGACACUGAGGAAGAAUAGGGGCGAACCUAAGGUCUUUAGGGAGAUGACAAAGUAUGAGUUGGGAGUGGGGGAAAAAGUUGUGCGGCACAAUGAGCGAGUGAUGGUAGUAGCCUGGCAGGACAAACAGUUGGUGAGAAUGGUGACAACUUGCCACCAAGAUAGGAUGCAGAAGGUUAAGGUGUUGCAGAAGGGGCACAAAGACGAGGGUUGUCAGUUCAAGCCACAGUGUGUUGUUGCAUACAACUCUUCCAUGCAUGGGGUGGAUAGGCUGGACCAAAACAUUGCAUACUACCCGUUCAUCCGAAGGUCACUGAAGUGGUCCAAGAAGUUUGUAGCCUAUCUUUUUCAACUGUGCAUGUUUAAUGCCUAUGUUCUCUACAGAGCCAGAAACCCAGGGGAGUUUAAAACCCUCUUGGAGUUCAUGCGCAGUGUAGUGAAGUCGUGGACUGUAAAGCGACAUGUGGGGGUGCAGGUAAAAAAGGAAAAGAAAGUUGCAGUUGAGGAGGGUGGGGACUUGGAGGGAGGGAGACGUUCUACUAGGGCACCAUAUAAAACUGACCCAGAUAGCAGGCUCGAUGGACAGCUUGGCAAACACAGACUCGAAUACUUGAUGCCGGUCGGCAAGAAGUUAAAACCAACAAGGAGGUGUAGGGUCUGCGCACGUAGGGGCAAGCGCAGAGAUACCAGAAUGUGGUGCACUUCCUGUUGUGUCCCCUUGCAUCCAGGAGAAUGUUUCACAGAUUACCACACUAAAAUGAACUAUUUUGUGUAAGGGUGAAAAAACACAAACACAAUUUUUUUUUUUUAAAGCUGUGACAGAAUACAUAGCAGUGAUUUCCUAAAAAGUUAACACUUUUUUUGUCGAAUGUAAAAAAAUUGUACAUAGUUUGUAAAUAAAUUUUGCCAUCAAAAG